AUGGCACCAUCUAUCAAGCAAUGGAAGAGCAGCCUGAAGGGUAUUGACAGCCUGGAACAGGCCGAGGCCCCCAUGCCCGCACCCGGCCAAGGGGAAGUCCUCGUGGAAAUCCAUGCUGUUUCUUUGAAUUACCGCGAUACCGAAGUUGUGAUGGGCGAGUACACCCACCACCGAGCAACCAGCGGAGGCGAAAAAACCGUCGUCCCCUGCAGCGAUAUGAGCGGUGUGGUCACUCAGGUGGGCGAGGGCGUAACGGCCUGGAAAGUCGGCGAUCGUGUGCUGUCGACCUUCCUCCCCGACCACCAGACCGGACAAGUGACCGAGAAGGAACUAGCACGCGGUCUGGGCUUGCCGAUGGAUGGAGUGCUGGCGACACAUCGUGUGUUUGCCGAGCAGGCUCUGGUUCGGGCUCCCGGUUAUAUGACCCACGCGGAGGCUAGUACGCUUCCCAUUGCGAGUGUGACGGCGUGGAUGUCGAUCAAUGGCAUGCGGCCGAUGGGACAGAAUGGGGGAGAGGGCAAGUAUGUUUUGUUGCUUGGGACGGGUGGUGUCUCGAUUGCUGGUCUGCAGAUUGCGAAGGCAUCCGGGGCGAAAGUGAUUAUCACGUCUUCGUCUGACGAGAAGCUGGAGCAAGCGAAGAAGCUCGGCGCUGACUAUACCAUCAACUACCGCACGAUCCCCAACUGGAACGAGGAAGUGAUACGGGUGACGAACAACCACGGAGCGGACAUCAUCCUCGAGACCGGAGGUUCGGAGACCCUGAGCAAGACAUUUGACUGCGUCGCCUUUGGUGGACUGAUCGAUUGCAUCGGCUACACGUCUGGAAAGCAGCACAAUCCGAACGACACCCUCAACAUGAACGUGCUCACGCUGCGCAAGAACCUCACGAUCAAGGGCAUCAUCAACGGUCCCAAGGACCGCUUCGAGGAGAUGGUGCGGUUCUACGAGAAGCACCAGAUCCACCCUGUUGUCAACCGGGUAUUCCCCUUCAAGGAAUCAAAAGAGGCAUUCAAGUUCCUGGCAAGCGGAGCGCAUUUCGGAAAGGUCGUGAUCAAGGUGAAGGACCAGUAG
This is a messenger RNA of Aspergillus viridinutans, 1071 nucleotides long. RefSeq names its product zinc-dependent alcohol dehydrogenase family protein. The record is from RefSeq and is a predicted model, not a curated record. The coding region runs from base 1 to 1071 and encodes 356 amino acids. The transcript has 3 exons. Gene Ontology annotation, molecular function: oxidoreductase activity. NCBI's taxonomy places the organism in Eukaryota, Fungi, Ascomycota, Eurotiomycetes, Eurotiales, Aspergillaceae.